This is a messenger RNA of Leptomonas pyrrhocoris, 1068 nucleotides long. RefSeq lists its product as hypothetical. NCBI's taxonomy places the organism in Eukaryota, Euglenozoa, Kinetoplastea, Trypanosomatida, Trypanosomatidae. Bases 292 to 1068 code for a protein of 258 amino acids. The record is from RefSeq and is a predicted model, not a curated record. The transcript has a single exon.
GAGAUCCACGUGAAACCGCCUCUGCGCCGGUUUGCUUCACGGGCUACUUCUUUGUUUUGCGAUUAUCGAAAGUUGCUUUUUAACUGCGCCCACACGCGCCUUGCCUUCUCUAAAUCGAGGCUCGAAUACGCGGAGCGAUGGUUUGGAAAGAAACAAAGAAUACCUCUUCUUGUUCUCCUCCCCUCGUUGCACAUCUGCGUUCUUCUCUCGUUUUUAUCCUUUAUGCUUAAAAAAGCCUUAAUACACUUCCUUGCUUUUUUAUUUUCAUUGACCCUUUUUCUCUUCUGUUUGAUGCUUUCGCGCGGCGUGGCCACCGCGUUGCGGCGCCGUGCGCUUCGUGUGUGCGACGCCACCUCCGUCGCACAAACGCGGACUACGCGCGACGGCUCUUUGUGCUUUGGCCGCAGAAGUGUUACCAGCACAAACCUCUUCGUCCAGUCGCCAUCGCGGCGUGGCAGCGCAGGCCUCCGGUGGUACUGGGGUGGCUGCCAUGCGGCGCUCAGGCGGAACAGCGGUGUGCAGCUGCUGCACACGUCCUCUGCCACCGCGAUCAAGACGGCAUCCGCGCAGGCACCGACAGGGGAGCACGCGAAGGAAGACAACGAGGACGCGUCCGCUCACGGCACCACCGCCAACACCGGUGAGGGCUCCAAAGAGGAGGAGGCCAAGGAGCAGAGCUGGUGGCGCCGCAAGUGGCACUCCUUCAAAAGCGAAGGAAAAGAUUUCUCCCUCUUCUACCUUCCUUUCUACCCCGCCACCUUUGUUAUCCUUUACGUCGCCUUCGUGACCAACGCGCUGCACAAAGAGUCCAUCCUCGACUGCGUGCUGGAUUGCAUGGGCGACUACGUGGAUCGCGGCAAGAUGUACGCCCGCAUCGAGGCGUGGAACACGUGGGCGAACCUGGGCUUCGCGUUUGUGAUCAACGAGCUGCUGGAGGUGGUCCGUUUUCCUGUGGUGGUUCUGCUCUACUACGCGAUGAAGCCGUAUUCGACCCGCUUUGCGAAUUGGGUACGCAAAGUGAUGCGCCGCUUCCGCCGCGCCAAGCCGAAAUCUGCCGAGGAGAAGUGA